This is a messenger RNA of Esox lucius (northern pike), 2698 nucleotides long. It is a transcript of the gene srfbp1, whose product is annotated as serum response factor binding protein 1. Gene Ontology annotation, cellular component: 90S preribosome; nucleus. Gene Ontology annotation, biological process: maturation of SSU-rRNA. Lineage: Eukaryota; Metazoa; Chordata; Actinopteri; Esociformes; Esocidae. The coding region runs from base 111 to 2168 and encodes 685 amino acids. The record is from RefSeq and is a predicted model, not a curated record. The transcript is spliced from 3 exons.
CCACGACGCACAUUCGUCUCUACGUCAUUCAUACGUUCACGCAGGAGAAAAAUGGCUGCUCCCUAGAUUGGAAGAAUUUUUUCUCAAAUGUCUAUUUUUGCAAAUUGAAGAUGUCAACAACUGACACACAGCAAGACACAAUGCCUGUGUUCCAGAAGGCACAGAGUAUCCCUGAUGAUCCAAACCAACAGAUGGAGAUUCCCAAGGAAGACACAAAACCUGUGCUUCAGAUGAAACACACGAAUCCAGUGGUUCUAAAGAAGAAGAAGAAGAAAAAACCACAGAUUCCAAGGAGAAGGAAAAAACCAGAGGAUCCCAGUAAGCCAGUCCCUUUAAAUCUCAAUAAUGAGGUGGUGAGGAUGAGGAAGGAGGUUAGAAGGGUGAGGACGCUGGUCAUCAGAAAGUUGAUUAAGCAGAUAGCACAUCUGAAGAAGAAGAAGGGUAAAGAGGAAGAUCUGGAGAGGAAUCGUAGGAGGGGAGCCAGACUGCUGGAGGAAAUCCAUGUGAUGAAGAGACUAAAAUCUGAUCCGGUUACCAAGGCUGCCCUCCAGAAGAACCUGAGCUUUGAGUUUGUCUGUAAAAAUCCAAAGGCCACCAUCACUGAUAGAGCCAUAGUCCGUAUCGCCACUCAUCCCCAGUUUAGCAAGAAGAUAGACACCCUUAAAGCAGCCAUCAAAGCCUUUAAGGAUGACAGGAUGACAGUGCUGAAAGGAGAAAAUGAGACGGCUGGGAAAAAGGAGCCUGAAACGGAGGUAAAGGUGAAAGCACUGCCAAAGGACAGUGAGGAAAAAGAAGGGGUGGAUGAAAGUGAUGAGAAGGUGGAAGAAAACAAAGGAGAGGGUGAUGAGGAGCAAUAUGGAAUACUCGCGGAGAGCCAGAGUCUAAUGCUUAAUACCGACUCUCCCACAGAGAAUACCGACUCUCCCACAGAGAAUACCGACUCUCCCACAGAGAAUACCGACUCUCCCACAGAGAAUACCGACUCUCCCACAGAAAAUACCGACUCUCCCACAGAGAAUACCGACUCUCCCACAGAGAAUACCGACUCUCCCACAGAGAAUACCGACUCUCCCAAAGAGAAUACCGACUCUCCCAAAGAGAAUACCGACUCUCCCAAAGAGAAUACCGACUCUCUCAAAGAGAUUACAGACUCUCUCAAAGAGAAUACCGACUCUCCCACCGAGAAUUUAGCAUCUUCUCACUCCAAGGAGAUGUCAGAGACCCUGAAGUCUUUGACAGACAGUGUAACUCCUUUCAUGAUAGAGGCUCCACAAAUAGCACCUAUGAAGAAAAUGGAAACUGAAAAACCCACAGCACAGAAGGCGGCACCGUUAACACAGCAGCUCGCUAAGGAAACACCAACCCCUCAGAAGACACAAGAUCUCAACCCACUGAAAGACUCUAAACCCCAAAGGGAAGACUUCAGAAACAAGGAAGAGGCACAAGAAAAUGAGGAGGAGGAGGAUGUAGAGAGUGACUUGGAGUCUUCUGACGAAGACAGCGAUGAAAAGGAGUAUUUUGAUGACAGCACAGAGGAGCGCUUCCAUAAGCAGUCCUCACAGUCAGAGGAAAGUGACGACGACGACUUCUUCCUCGGGAAAGUCUCUAAGCUCAAGAAUAAAAAGAGGAGGGACACGGCUGCAGCGCCACCUGGACACGAGGUGGGUUCCAGCUCUGUGACGGGGGAAAACCCACUGCUACAGCCACUGGACAGCUUAAAACCACACCAGACAGAACAAGACAAACUGGAGGACAGGCUGAACUCCAAGGCCACGUUCACAUCUGUUUUCUGCUCCAGUCUGUCUGGGUCCAGAGGAUGGGGAGAUGGAGGCAGGGGUUCGGGUAGGGACGGAGGCAGGGGUUCGGGUAGGGACGGAGGCAGGGGUUCGGGUAGGGACGGAGGCAGGGGUUCGGGUAGGGACGGAGGCAGGGGUUCGGGUAGGGACGGAGGCAGGGGUUUGGGUAGGGACGGAGGCAGGGGUUCGGGUAGGGGUGGAGGCAGGGGUUCGGGUAGAGGCAGAGGCAGGGAACCCUGUGCCUUUCCUUCACAUCAGGCUCCAGAGCAGGCAUUGCACCCGUCAUGGGAGGCCAGCAAGAAGAGGAAGGAACAGCUGACACAGAUAGUAGCCUUCCAGGGGAAGAAGAUUAAAUUUGAUGAUGAUGAUUAAGCUGGCUACAUUUAAAUCAGCCUGACCCGCACAUACGCUCUGUCUCUACAUUUGCUAUUAUCGUGUAUGUGACCGUUAUGGGGAAAGUUUCAGUAUUCAGUUUCACUGUCAUUCCAUUAGCCGAUCCCUCCCAGUGAUCCAACCGAUUCAUCAGGAUUGAUUUCCAUGGUAAAUUGAGGUUUCUCAGUUCAGCCUUAUAACCAUCUGUAGUAUUCUGCUUUUACAGUGGUUGGCUGAACUGGCCAGGUAGAGGAUGUGGCCAGGGGUAGUUCGGAAGUGACCAUGUGACUGUAACAAAUCAAAUGCCCAUGUAGUUUUUGCUUAAUGAAAGGACAUAGAAAUUGACAGCUGUGUGUGUGUUAUUAUCAUCCUUUGGUUAAUUAUAUUUUCUGUAUUUGUUAAUUUUAGCACAAAUGUAUUUAAACAUGGCUGUAAUUAACCAUGGAUGACUCCUAUUGUACAAUUCCAGGAUUACAUUCAUUUACGUUUUUGUGUUGGUACAUUCAUUAAAACCGUUUUGAACAUUGUGA